AUGUUCAAGUUUUUAUUUAUUUUGCCUUUGGUUUUUGCGCAGCAACCCUCUUGGCAGGGUCAAGCUCCUCCUCAGCUGGUUCGAAAUCCUGAUGGCACCCAGGAAUGGCAAAGUGGUAAUUUACGCUGGAAUCCUUCUCUUCAACAAUGGUUUCCAAUUUCUACUGAUCAGCAACUCCAAGUAGCUCCUCAACCAAACCCAGAAGUUGCAGUUGCAGCAGCCGCGGCUCCUCAGAAACAGGCUUUGACAGCUAAACAACAACGUCUUCAAUCGAUCUAUGGAGUACCAGGAAAACGAAACGCGAAUCAAAAACUACGCACAUGCUGUAGAAACUUGAAAGAAGCGGAUGUGGACUGUCGUCGCCGCUAUUGCGACUUCAAUGCUCUGAGAGCUGACCAGGUCAUUGGAUUUAUGGCAACCUGUGCGUCAAGAGGACCAACAGUAGGACAGAUGUGGGAUUGCGCAUCAUCUCGUGUUGAUCACACCGAAUGUUGCUCGAAUGAGGGAGUUCUUGACCAAUGUUUGCCUUAUUGUGAGACAACAAAAGGAGUUCCGACUGAUUAUGUCAAGUAUAUCGUCUGUUUAUCUCAAUUCGACAAGAUUCGGACUUGCUUUUACAAUUAUCUUGACAAGCAUCCAAACAUCGAUGGGGAGGAUUAA
Auanema sp. JU1783 is the source of this 660-nucleotide messenger RNA. Lineage: Eukaryota; Metazoa; Nematoda; Chromadorea; Rhabditida; Rhabditidae. The record is from the annotation of a GenBank genome assembly.